AUGGCAUCUUAUAAAUCAUCAUUUUUACAAUUGGCUCUUGAUUCUCAAGCAUUAAAAUUUGGUAAAUUCACUCUUAAAUCAGGACGUGAAUCACCAUAUUUUUUCAAUUUGGGAUUGUUCAACACUGGUAAACUCUUAUCUAAUUUAGCCACUUCUUAUGCUGAAGCAAUCAUUGCAUCGGGAUUAAAAUUUGAUAUUUUAUUUGGUCCUGCUUAUAAGGGGAUCCCCUUGGCAGCUAUAACUGUGGCUAAAUUAGCUGAAUUAGACCCAAUAAAUUAUGGUGAUAUUGGUUAUUCAUUUAACAGAAAAGAAAAGAAAGAUCAUGGGGAAGGUGGAUCAAUUGUUGGAUGUAGUUUGAAAGAUAAAAAAAUCUUGAUCAUUGAUGAUGUGAUCACUGCUGGAACUGCUAUCAAUGAAGCAUUUGAAAUCAUUGGUAACGAAAAAGGUCAAGUUGUUGGUUGUAUCAUUGCUUUGGAUAGACAAGAAACUACUGCUACUGAUCCAACCAAAUCUGCUACACAAGCUGUUUCUGAAAGAUACCAAAUUCCAGUUUUAUCAAUUGUUAAUUUGGGUGAAGUUAUAAGUAUCUUGAACGGUAAAAUUAAUGAUGAAGAUUUAAAAUCCAUUGAACAAUAUAGAAGUAAAUAUGGUGCUUAA
This is a messenger RNA of Candida albicans SC5314, 657 nucleotides long. It is a transcript of the gene URA5, whose product is annotated as orotate phosphoribosyltransferase. The transcript has a single exon. Gene Ontology annotation, biological process: 'de novo' pyrimidine nucleobase biosynthetic process; pyrimidine nucleotide biosynthetic process; pyrimidine ribonucleoside biosynthetic process. Gene Ontology annotation, molecular function: orotate phosphoribosyltransferase activity. Gene Ontology annotation, cellular component: cytoplasm. The coding region runs from base 1 to 657 and encodes 218 amino acids. The record is from RefSeq and is a predicted model, not a curated record. NCBI's taxonomy places the organism in Eukaryota, Fungi, Ascomycota, Pichiomycetes, Serinales, Debaryomycetaceae.